AUCAAGAGUGCCACUUUCAACAGUGCCAUCAUCCAAAAUUAUCCAAUCAUCAAUUGAUAUUUUGCUAGAACUUACACUAUUCCUCCGCGCGCACCGUAACUGUUUUGUUUACUUGCACAAAUCACUGCCGUUUCAUACUCGACACGCUGAAUUCUAUUUUUGCAUAUCAUCAUACAACGCUCCGCAAAAGUCUACUCCAGUCUCCAUCCAUAAAAGCUUAUUACAAGAUAAUAAUAAAAAGGAAAACGCUACACGAUAGACGCGUCUUGGUCCAGAACAUUACCUCUUAUUAUCUAUCUACUCUUCACCCCCUCCAACAACAACAACAAUAUAACAACCAUACAACAACCAACUUGCAAAUAUCCAACAGCAUAUCAACAACAUACCAACAGCAUUUCUAACAAAAUGGCACCCAUGAAGGCAUCGCGAAAGCGCGCGUCCGAUUCUAUGGAGCCAAUUGAGGGCCUAAAGGUUUCCACGAUGCAAGGCACGCCCCAGAGAAGCCCCAUUAAGAAGAGAAAGUUGGGCAUAUCACUGGCGCAGAAGCAAGCUCUCAUCGACAACCUUCAAUUAGAGAUCACUGAACGCGCUCGACGACUUAGAGCUCAGUACAAUAUUCAGGCCCAACAGCUCCGAUCGCGUGUUGAGAUGCGCAUCAACCGCAUACCUACUGCUUUGCGGAAGGCCAAGAUGGGCGAGCUACUCUUGAAAUCUCUACAGCCGCCCCAAUCACCUUCUCGACCGGCUAAGCCAGCGGCAACAGUAGUAAUGGCCGCAGUGGCUGCACCCAAACCAGCUGUUCCAGCAAAGGAUGCUACAUCAGCCAAGCCUGUUGCACGAAAGCCAGUUCCCAUUAGCAAAGUAGGAGCUGGACGCAAGCGUCUGAGUGACGAAAUGUCUGGUGCCGAUAAGGAGAACCAUAGUGAUUUGGUCGAGAAUCCCAAGAAGAGACCCCGCGGUGUUAUUGCUAAAGAUUCUGCAUCCACCCAGCCUGCUCAUGUUCUAUCCCCUGCAUCUUCCAACACGCGACUUGUGCCUCGCCCAACGUCUCCAGUCAAAACAAUGGCUAGCAGACCCGCAUCACCCAUGAAGGCACCAGGUGCCAAGACUUCAUCUAACCUCAUAACGAAUAUGGUUGAGAAGGCAAAGGCCACUCGACCGCAACCUCUUACCAGGAAGACUACCACUGCCAUUUCCUCUGCAGCAAGCUCAACUAACGGCCCAGCUCCCACACGCUCACGACAAGCUGCCACUAAUCCCCGUCCGCCGACCGCCGCUUCUACGCGUGGCAGGCGAAAGGUUAGUGGCACGAGCGAGUCCAGCGAGGGUAGCACGACAACGGUGUUGAAAAAGACGACUGCGUCGAGAGCGGCCAAGACAACGGGUCCUGCCGCGAAGAAAACUGUGAUGGGCACGAUCAAGUCAGCUACAACGAAGAAGCCACCUGCGCCCAAGGCCGCGGCUGCAACUGCGGCUGCAACCACGACGACGGGCACAGGAAGAACUCUUAGGAAAAGAGGUUGAUCGCUUCAUUCAUGGCAUGAAUUAUAAUGUGUAAUUAGGUGUUUUGCCUAUUGGCGUUCAAUGGUUGGUGGGUGGGUUAGCAUGGUGGACUGGACCGGCUGGAUGGACGGAUGCAUGGUUAUGGGUAAAAAUAAGGGUUUAGGGUAGGGUUAAGGAUUAAGUCAGCUCGCAAUGAGAACCUUGUUGGCUUUUG
Messenger RNA from Hypoxylon fragiforme, 1717 nucleotides. Its product is annotated as Borealin N terminal-domain-containing protein. The transcript has 3 exons. Lineage: Eukaryota; Fungi; Ascomycota; Sordariomycetes; Xylariales; Hypoxylaceae. The coding region runs from base 406 to 1524 and encodes 372 amino acids. The record is from RefSeq and is a predicted model, not a curated record.